Messenger RNA from Didymosphaeria variabile, 1824 nucleotides. RefSeq lists its product as uncharacterized. The coding region runs from base 1 to 1824 and encodes 607 amino acids. Gene Ontology annotation, molecular function: DNA binding; zinc ion binding. Gene Ontology annotation, biological process: DNA-templated transcription. The record is from RefSeq and is a predicted model, not a curated record. The transcript has 3 exons. NCBI's taxonomy places the organism in Eukaryota, Fungi, Ascomycota, Dothideomycetes, Pleosporales, Didymosphaeriaceae.
AUGUUGCCCUUCGAACCUACAGUGAACCAAGGGGUUACGGAAGCCUUUGGGGAGGAGUCACUUGGCUCGGCAACGGAAGAGACUCUACGAAUGAUUGACGACCGGUUACACGAGACUUUACUGGAAGCAUUCGGUCACCGAGUAGACCCAAUCGUUCGAGUACUGCACUGGCCAUCGUUCCAGGAGAAAUGCAAUAUUUUCAGGCAAAGAAGACGAUCACAAAUGCAGAUGCAAGCAGGCUCUCCGUACGCAGGCGCAUACGUACAGGAGACACAUUACCCUGCACCGCAAACUUCGCCUUUCACAGGCUCAGCUAUCCCCACCAUCCAAAGUCCAUCUCUGGGCGGCGACAAGCAGUCAAGUACGAGUUUCGAUCGGGCCUUCGCCACUCUGCUCUGCGCUGUGUACUAUGCUUCCAUUAUUUCCAUAGUGCACGGACCAAAUCCUUCCGACCUUGCCCAGAGCAUCAAUGCUGUUGGCUUAUGGUCUGCACUGAGAAGGGAGAUGACCUCGAGGCUGAACAUCAUGGACGAGAGCUUUGUACAGGCGGCUUCAAUGGAAUUGCUACAAGCCAUGGUGCUGUAUCUGUCUGUCGAACUUGGCACCGUCAAUCCUCAACGACAAUGGUUGCAGCUUGGUACAACGAUACAUAUGGCUCAAUCUUUGGGGGUCCAUCGGGAUCCUUCUACAUUCGGUCUCGGCCCUAUAGAGAUCGAGACGCGCCGCAGAUUAUGGGCACAAAUCUGUGUCUUGGACGGACGACUUGCCGAACAGCUCUGCCGCGAGCCCGCCAUUAAUCCGGACACCUUCGACAUCUCUCUUCCACUAAGUCUAGCCGACCGAAGCUUAACCGAACUUGAUUUACAUAGCAGGUCGACGCACCAAGGCUCCGAUGUGGAUCUCACAAGGUUUCAAGAAAUGGAGGAUUCUCAGGAGCAUGCGGUUCCAUUCUCGCCAAUGGCACUACUUAUUGUAGAGGCAGAAACAGCACGCCAACAGCAGCAGCUCCUGUGUCUCCGAUAUAAUCCCCGAGAUCGCCCACUUCGAACAAGCUCUACUUCGCCAAUCGCAAAGCGAGCCAUUCCAUUCUCAGGCCGAACAGACAGAACGCAAUGGGCCGACGAACUGCAAGCCAGGUUUUCGGCACGAUAUAAUUGGGAUCAUUACGACAACUCGGAUCCGCUACAAUAUUUGGUGGCCGAGAUAUGCCAAAUAAGUCUAUUGAAGAUCAAGCUUAUGGGCAGCAUGACCCAGCGAAAGGAAUUGUCUGCCACAAGCCCUUACGGGCAUUCGGAGAUUAUGAGCACCUUCCACGACGCUCUGCAUCUGGCGUCACGCUGCGCCGGUCUGAUGCAUCAAUACUCGAACUCGCCUUAUAAUUGGUACACUCGACGUGUCCGCGAUGUUUAUUCCUGUUCGUUUCUGGCGGUGGCUCUCUCUUCCGACCAGCAACUCAGCGUAGAGGAUACAAGCGCGGCCUGGUCUGUUUUAGAUCAGCUCUUCCCCGCGGAUGCCGCUCAGCGACCUAUGGAGCCUGGAAUGCGAGAAACACUACUUGAGAAAAUAGUCACAAAAGCCCGCAUAAAAAAGGAGCUGCGACUCCAAAUUCCAGUUGGUACUCAUCUUGGAGAUCACGCUAUGCAAGCGUCAGCUGGAGGAUAUCCGGCGCAUAUUGCCCCUCAUCCUCCAGCCACUUCUCCUGCAAAUUUUGGUCCAAGAUCUGGUUUCCAGACAACUGGUAAUAUCUUCGAAGACUGGGAUGCUCUAGUGCAGGAGCAAAUCUGGCCUGGAAGCCUGCCAGGUGACAAUAAUUAUUGGGUAUGA